AUGGCCUGGUGGACAUCGAGCUUGGAUUUGGAAAGCACCAAGAAGUAUAACCUGGCGGCGAGAUGGCUGCUUCGCCAAACAGGCAUGGUUCGUGCUAGAGGAGAAGAAUUUCUGCCUGAGGAACUGGUAUACCAGCCUGAGAUAGUGUGCAAGGAUCCUGAGACUGGUGAAGAUGUGAUUCUUACCCCAGCUGAUCCGUUGCAUGGCAUCAAGAAGCUGAUGAAGGCGCUGGAAGAGAUGAAUGGCAAGACAACCCUCGAUAAACGAGGGGAACUUAGAGGACAGUUCUACUUGGAGCUCAAAAGGCGGCCUGGGGAAAGGAUCUCUGAGUUCUGUACGAGGUUCAGAACCAUGGUUGCCGAUUUGAAGUCCGAGGGCGUGUCAUUGCUUUCUUCAGAGCUUGGCUGGUUCCUACGUUCGAAGCUGGGACUUGACCCUUUGAGGACCCAGCUCUUGGACACGGCUUUGGGAGGAUCCGAAGACUAUGAGGUCAUCGAGCGCGAGAUUCUCAGGUUGUUCAAGGAUCUUCAUAGCCAAGACCCUUUGGCGAGAAAGCAGUUUGGAGAUGGCCGACCGCCAUUGUUGCAGAAGUUCCUCAGCCAGCAGUCCAAUCCGAGCAGAGCUUCUUCCUAUGCUCCCUCAAUGGCGAGCACUGCACCAAGGUCUUUUAAGUCAAGUGCCUCUUCUACUUCUAGCAGAUUCAGCAGCCGACGUCCUUUUCCUCCUCCUCGUCAGGCCAUGGUUUCUGAGGUUGAAGAUGAUGUGGAUGGGGAUGAGGAGCAUGUGGACGAUGGACAAGAUCCUCAGUCGCUUGAAGAGCUGAUGCAGACUGAAGCUGAAGCUCUGGCUGCUGAGUUAGAUGCUGCUGCUGAAGAAGGUGUAGAUGAGGUGAUGUUGCAGGAGAUAGAGAGCUCAGUUGAGACAGCAGCUGAAGCCCUUCUCACCAUGAGGGAGGCCAAAACGCGUCUUCAAGAAGUGAAACGAGACCGUGGAUACAACAAGACAGAUGGGGGCGACAAGAAGGGCACCCUGGCGAAAAAGCAGUCGGGCAAACACCCAUGUUUCGAUUGCGGCCUCCAGGGGCACUGGGCUGGAGACCCUGAGUGUCAGAAGCCUGGCCAGGGACUAGGCCGUAAGCCAUCACCAAAGAAGGUCAAGCAGGUGAAGCUGGUUGAAUCGUUGAAUACAGAACACGUUGCUGAGGCCGAGGCGACAAUCCCGCCUGCAAAUGAGGUCUUGGCUGUCGCAUGCACCACGAGACCUGCUAUUUCUGACUCCUUGAUGCGUGCCUUGGAUGAUGCUGCAGUGGCCAAGGAGGUGAAUGCACUGGUCUCUGCAAAGCUGGCAUGUGACAAGCGAUUGGUGGGCGCUCUUGACUCUGCCUGCAAUCGCACUUGCACAGGACCUGAGUGGCUUAGUGGCUUUUUGGAUGGCCUGAAACAAGCCCCCCAAGAAAUUCAAGAUUUGGUGAUUUCCCGUCCUGAACGUGAAACAUUUCGUUUUGGAAACGGCGGCGCCCAAGUCAGCGUUGAAAGAUGGCGGCUACCUGCAGUGGUUGGUGGGACACUCAUUUGUUUUUGGACUUCUGUUGUACCUGUACCUUCCCUGGGGUUGCUGCUUGGUCGUGACUUCCUGGAAGCAGUUGGUGCCGACAUGAGUUUUUCCAGAAGAACUUUGAAGUGUGAAAGCUUGAACAUGGUCCCCAUAGCCCUGCGUCAACUCACCGCAGGUCACUACCUUUUGCAUCUCCUGCCAUCAUGCUGGCCAGGUGUGGUUUCUCAGAAGCGUUGGAAGCGUUUGGGAGUUGAUGGUGUUUUGGAGUUGCAGUUGUCGGCAAGUGAGUGGCUUCGCAAGCGUUUUGGUGGUCGGACCUGCAAUGCACAGACAGCGCAUGACCAUCUUCUUACGGAGCAUAGCUUGCAUGCUGGCCGAUUGGUUCUGGCUCAAAACCAACCAUGGCGUCGCAUGGUGCUGCGCCUGCGAGAAAGAAGCAUGUGGGCGGCAAAAGGCAUUCUGCUUUGGCUCGUGCAAAAGCGAUUCCUGCGCUUUUUGCCCUUGCCUUAUCCCUCAGUCACUUCGGUUCAGCAGUGGAAGGAACAGGCCAAAGACCAGGUUUUGGGUGGAAUUGUCCCCAAGAGUCACUUGCAGAAAGCGGACUUGGCCAACAAGUUCACCAUGGCCAACCUGGGCGAGUGCUGUCACCUUCGGAAUCGUUUGGGCAUUCAACUUUCCUUCAUCGAGGGCCCCAAGUUGGAGGGCAUGCUUGCUGGCCGAGCAGUCAAGGGUUUGAGUUCAAAGUUGAGAAAACAAGCGCAGAAGGAAGCCUUGGCAGAAGCUCAACGUGCCGACGAGAAAGGAGUUCGAGAGCAAGAGGCGAGAACCCUGAUAGGCCCCAAGGGCGGCCUGCCUUCUCUGAGAAGCGAUUUGCUUCGUUUGGCAGCUCUUUUGCACGUGGAGGUCGACGAGAAGGCGACAGUUCCCCAGCUCAAGGAGAAGGUCAAACCAAUGGUCGCAUUGCUGAAGGAGCAGCCUGCUCCCACAGUCAAGGCCUCGCCCAUGAAGGACAAGAGUCAUGGUGCCCGGCCGAAAACGAAUCCCAGGCAUGUGAGCUCUUUGUCAAUGAGUUCCAGCGAUCGACCACUGACUCUUCUGGCAGAACAACAGCGCCAGUUGGGCGUGAUGAUGGAAGGGCUUUCUCGCGAGCUGGUGGCACUUCGUCAAGAUGCAAAGAAGGGCAGCCAGACACAGGGCCAGAUGGAGGUGGACCAGGAUGCAGAGCUGAUUCCCGAGCUCACGGACGAGGAGAUCCGAGAGCUGAACUCCGAGGCCUAUGCAGAACUUUAUGCAGCCCGCCUGGCGGCCCAGUACGACGAGGCGGAACUGGUGGAUUUGACGGAAGAACAGGCUGACGAGUACAAGAUUGUGCAGACUUUGAAGAAGAAUCAAGCUCAGCUCAUUGCCGAGGCUUGGAAACGUCAUGAAGCUGACCGGUUGAAGGUUUCUCUUGGGCAGCAACAACUACGUGAGACCCUGGAGGUUCAGUUUGACAAUGAAAUGCGUGGCUUCAUGACUGACGAGACCUUUUUCCAAGCCGUGUCCUUUGUUCCUGAGCCGCAUGAAACUCUUGCGAAUGACUUGGUUUCAAAGAAUGUCAAGGUUAAACAGAAUGAGAAGCUGUUCGCCGUGGGCACAAAGUUGGAACACCCAUGUCGUUGGAAACCGGGGUGGGACUUUACUCGCUCUGACCAUCGAAGACGUGCCAAGCAGAAAAUCAUGGAAGAGAAGCCGUUCUGUCUUGUGCUGGCGUUUCCUUGCGGACCAUUCAGCCCGCUCCAGCACUUGAAUUCGGCAGGCAAGGCCACCUUGGGCGAUCGUCUUGAAAAAGGUCGUCAAUUGAUGAAGUUUGCCUUGGAGCUGGCAGAAAUUCAAGUUCGAGGCGGGCGGCAUUUCAUUUUGGAGAAUCCUUUACCAAGUGGAGCGUGGAAGGAGCUUGACAUGCAGAAGUUCCUUGAAGAGCAUCAGAUAGACACCGCUGUUUUCGAUCAAUGUCGAUUUGGUCUGAAGAGCUUGUUUGGCUUACCACAUCGGAAAGCCACUAGGGUUGCAAGUUCAAGCCCGGCAGUCAUCAAGUUGUUGGAUGGGAUCCGUUGCAUGCGCAACCAUUCUCAUGACCCAGUGAUUGGUGGCAGUCGGAUCACUGCUCGAGCCGGCAUCUACCCCUUGGCCUUGGCUAGGACUAUGGUGGAAGGUGUUGAAAAGCAGUUUGAUAUGGACUUUGGUGGCUCUGGUGAAGUUCUGGUGGGUGAGGCGGAGGGCGAUGAGGACGUCGACUUUGAAAAUCAUGGUGGUGCCUUUGCCAUCAAAGAUGACGAUGACAUGUCCGACGUCGAUGAGCAGACUGAGGAUGAUGCCAAGGUCCACAUUCCACAGUCCGUGAAACUGGCUGUGAAAAGGUUCCAUGAGAACACCGGGCAUAGAAGCAAUUUGCGGUUAGCCCGAGCCCUAGCCAUUGCUGGGGCACCGACAGAAGCCAUCGUGGCGGCGAAGCGGCACCAAUGUGCCAUUUGUGCUGAGCGUGCUCCUCCAAAGGCACGUCGACCAGCUACGCUGCCAACACCAAAAGAUAUGGGAGAUCAAGUGCACAUUGACUUGAUUGAGAUUGAAGACAAGAAGGAGAAGCGUUUCUAUGUUGUUCAUGCCACGGACUCUGCAACUCGUUUCCAAGCGGCCCAGGUCAUGGAAGACAAGUCAACGAAGAGUGUGAUCCACUUUUUGGCUACGAGAUGGCUCCCAACUUUUGGAGCUCCUCGAGUUCUAGUCUGUGACCAAGGCCGCGAAUUUGUGAGUUGGCAAAUGGAAGAAUGGGCUUCGUCUGUUUCGACGAUGUUGCACCACAUUGCAGUCCAGGCGCCGUGGCAAAAUGGUUUAGCCGAGAAGUCAGGUGGAGUUCUCAAGGCUGUCCUGUCUGCAGUGAUCGCAUCGCAGAGUGUUGUGGGAUUUCAUGAAAUGGAGUUAGCGCUUGUUGAAGCAGUCUAUGCUUGCAAUGCAGAUGUUGGAGAGUCUGGAGCCUCCCCUUUUCAGGCUGCAAUUGGAAGACAGCCACGAAUGAUUGGAGAUGUUCUUGGGGGCAUCCAGAACAGACUGGCUGAGCAUGGGCUUUUGACUUCCAAGCCCUCGUUAGCCAGACAGCUAGCGAUGCGAGAAACAGCAAAAGUAGCGAUGUGCCGUUUGCAUUUCAGCCGUGGACUUCGCAAGGCUGAGUUGGCACGUUCCAGAAGUUCGACAAUGGAAUCAGUCCCAACUCCUGGAACAAUAUGCUACUUUUAUCGUCCGUUGAGGUUCAACAACACGGCCUCAGCGAGCAAAAAGCGCUUGACUCUCAAGCGAUGGCAUGGUCCUGCUCUUUUGGUGGCAUUGGAAGGACAUGCUUCAGCAUUUUUGUCCUACAAGGGGCAAUUGACCAAGUGCGCACUUGAGCAUGUGCGCGUUGCAAGCACCAUGGAGCAGAUUGCGGCAGGUUCUUGGAAAGAUGCCAUUGAUGAAGCAGUUGCUGCAGCUCUUCAUGAUGCUGAACGAGCUGAUGAUGAUGUUCCACAAGAACCCACUGCUCCUGAGGUUGGUAAUCCACCUACACCUGCUUUCCUACCAACAUCCCAUGCACCUGCGACUCCUGCUGUGGACUUGGAUUUGGGGCAGGAUCUUCCACCAGUUCAACCGCAAGAGCUUGUUGGUGCCUUGACUCAGAGUGGAUUAGAUAGCAGUGUAGGUGAACCUGGAUCACGUCGAAUGAGUGACGUGGCGACACCUUCCUUGGCUGUGGCUGCAUCUGCCGCUUCGACUUCCAAGACCCCUCGUCGACUACCCUUGACUUCAGUCAUCGAGCGGGCCCAGCGGUUGGAUGCAGUUGGAACCAAGAGAGCAGCUGAAUUGGACUCUAGUGAGUUCAGAGACUCACAGGCGAGCGCUUUUGAGCAAGCUCCCCCUGUUGAAGAACCAAGUCAAACGGCUGAUGCUUUGGUGGUGUCAAAGGAGGAUAUCUUUGCCUCUCUGGGUGACCCUUCUGUGCACCCGUUGGUCCACAUCUACCAUGGGGCUUGCCUGGAUCGCAUGCGCCCUUUGGAAAGCCGCGUGAAUGAUCAUGGUUCUUGGCAUGGCAGAUGGCACUUACCCUCCAGAUCGGAGUGGGAGACUCGCAGCGGCCUUGGACUUUCGUGGCCGACUGGGAGCGAUGAUGUUGAAGAUAGCCAUGAAGCCUGUGCCGUUCAAGCUGCUCGCAAAGAAUACCAUUGGAAGAGCAUGAAUGAUGAGCAGAAGGUGAAGUUUCGUGAAGCUGCUGAGCAGGCCUGGUCUGUUUGGGCCGACAAUGAAGCUGUGGAAGUUUUGGAUGAAAAACAAUCAGCUCGCAUUCGCCAGCGACUCAAGGAGGACAAAGAAGUGGACUUCAAGGUGCUCACUCCACGCUAUGUCUUUACAGACAAGCAUGAGCCGCUGCGAACAGCUGACAAUCCUUUGGAGUUGAAAGCUCGAGCGCGCAUUGUGGUGCCUGGCUUUCGUGAUGUUCUUUCUUUUUCUAUUCGAAAGGACGCUCCAACAGCUUCUAGAAUCAGCCAACACAUGCUCCUCAUCAUGACAGCUAGUUACAAGAAGGCAAAGAAGGCUUGGCGGUUGCUUUCGGCUGAUGUGAAAAGCGCCUUUAUGAAAGGGGAUCCAUUUGCAGAAGGAUCCAGAGAACUCUAUAUGCAGAACAUGUCUGGCGCACAUGGUGAACCGCUGCUGCCUUUUCCAAGACAUUGCCUUGCUCGCAUUCGCAAAGGCGUUUUUGGCCUGUCUGAUGCACCGAGGUUGUGGUAUCUGAGGUUGCACAAGGAGGUCACUGCUAUGGGAUGGGAGCGCAGUAGCCUUGACCAUGCUUGUUGGAUGCUUUGGUCUGAGGACCGCAAAACUCUUCAUGGAAUUUUGCUGGCCCACGUUGAUGACCUCUUGCUUGGAGGUGACCAACGAGCUCAAGAGUCGCUGUUGUCUUUGGGCAAAUCCUUGGGUUUUGGAUCCAUUGAGUAUGACGAUUUUGUCUAUUGUGGCAAGCGCAUUCGUCAGCUUGAGGAUGGCACCAUCACCAUUUCGAUGGAAGAGUACCACCAGAACCUCAAGCCUACGAUUGUUCCUGCUCAUCGGCGUGCUACUCCCGAUGCUGAGCUGACCGAUGGUGAGCGUCGACAGCUGCGAGCAGUUCUUGGCUCUCUGCAGUGGCUUGUGGCACAGCUGAGGUUCGACCAAGGGUUUGUUCUAUCCAGUUUGCAAGGGGAGAAACCGAAAGUUCAGACACUCAUGAAGGCAAACCAAUUGUUGAAGAAGUUUAAACAACAUCCCAAGUUUGAACUAGUGUUUAAACCCCUGGACUUGGAUGGUGCUGGCAUCCUGGCCGUCACCGAUGCACCCUUGGGCAAUGUGACCAAAUCUGGCUGCGCUGAGGGUUCCUUGCUGGAGCGUGUCUAUUCGCAGAGCGCCUACUUCAUCCUUGUGGCUGACCGCAACCUGGUGGCUGGAAAGGAGGGAAAUUUCGGAGUGCUAGACGCUCGCUCUCACCGAAUCCCCAGGGUUUGCAGAUCCACUUUUGGCGCCGAGCUUCUUGGUGCUGAAGAAGGGCUUGACAAUGGGCAAUUCGCUCGUGGAUUGCUAGCAAUGAUGCUGGGCUAUCCGAUGGAAGGGCGCUACGCUGAUGGAGUCAUGGAUGCAGUGCCGCUUAUGCAGGUGACCGAUGCGAAGGACGUCCACGACAAGGGAUGUUCGGAUACUCCGACCUAUGGAUCUCAAAAGAGUUUGGCAUUCACCAUUGCAUGGAUGCGUUCUGUGUUCGCCAGACCGAACACCUGUCUCCGUUGGACUUCGACUGAGAACAUGUUUGUGGAUGCGGGUACCAAGGAGAUGGACGUGGAACACAUGCACAGGAUCUUGCAAAGUGGAACCUGGAGUGUGGAAUUCAAUCAGGACUUUGUGAAGCAGUCUGUAAAGAAGUCCAAACCGCGUGAUGCUGUAGCUGGAAAUUCAGUAGAGUUGGUAGGUGAACCUUUGAAUAGUUCCCAUCCUGUUUUUCCCUUUUUAGCUCAGCUUAGUGGUAGUCCUGGAUGGCAUUUGCGCGACACUCUAGUGAUCCAUGUGGCGAAGAGCGCAAAGUCGUUUCGGAUUCCGACUGCCAGAUUCAAGGCAGAAGAUUUUCCUUUGCGUUCCACAUAUGCACGUUUUGAUCUGAAGGAUGGCAGGUCUGAUUGGCGCAUCUUGGAGGAUGGCGUCGAAUUUCAAAGCUUGCAGAACAAGCAGGCACUUUUUGGCGGUGUGGCAUGCAUCCUGAUCAGCAUAUUCGGAUCUCUUGCCAAGAAAGAAGAAGAUCAGCUGAGAAUUGGCAGUGUUGGCAAGGAUGACACAUGA
Messenger RNA from Cladocopium goreaui, 7923 nucleotides. Lineage: Eukaryota; Dinophyceae; Suessiales; Symbiodiniaceae. The record is from the annotation of a GenBank genome assembly.